Messenger RNA from Poecile atricapillus (Black-capped chickadee), 1367 nucleotides. It is a transcript of the gene SDE2, whose product is annotated as SDE2 telomere maintenance homolog. The record is from RefSeq and is a predicted model, not a curated record. The transcript is spliced from 7 exons. Lineage: Eukaryota; Metazoa; Chordata; Aves; Passeriformes; Paridae. Gene Ontology annotation, cellular component: nucleus. The coding region runs from base 45 to 1295 and encodes 416 amino acids.
CUCCCCGCCCACUUCCGCGUCACGUGACCGCGCGGGCCGGAGCGAUGGCGGCGCUGGGGCCGGGCCCGCUGUGGGUGCGGGACCCGCUGGCGCCGCGGGCGCGGCCGCUGCCGCUGCCCCCCGGGGGCGGCUCCGUGCUCUGCCUCCGCCGCGCCCGCGCCCAGGAGCUGAACAUCCCAGAAGAAAGCUUGUAUGUGAAGUGUAAUGGGCGACUGGCCAGCGAUGAAGAUGAGUUGCAGAGUGGAGUUGUUUAUAGCCUGGAGGCAAGACUUUAUGGUGGAAAAGGAGGGUUUGGGUCGAUGCUGCGAGCCCUUGGUGCUCAGAUUGAGAAGACAACAAACAGAGAGGCUUGUCGAGAUCUCAGUGGAAGGAGACUGCGGGAUGUCAAUCACGAGAAAGCGAUGGCAGAGUGGGUGAAGAAGCAGGCGGAGCGGGAGGCGGAGAAGGAGCAGCGGCGCCUGGAGAGGCUGCAGCGGAAGCUGGCGGAGCCGCGGCACACGUUCACCGACCCCGAGUACGAGCGGCAGUACCGCGAGAUGGCCGAGCGCCAGGAGGAGUCCCUGCGCAUCGGCUUGCAGGUUAUUGCCAGCAAAGCAGUGUCAUCAGAAAGUGGCAAGAGUCGGAAGCGUCUGGGUGAGCCUGGAAAGAGUGAAACAAAAUCUGAAAAAAGAAAAUGUCCUUGGCCGGGAUUGGAUGAGGCCACAGGCUCAGGCUGUGAGGAUGACAACAAGGAUGACUCCCCUUGUGCAUCUGACAGUUGUCCAUCAGGCAGCAGAUCUAAUGAAAGUGCUGGAAAUUCAGAUGAAUGUUCAAGCAGCUCUGUGGCUUCAGCAGAGGACAGUCCAUCUACCAGUGCAAGUGAGAAACCACUGGAGCAGCCAGAAGGUCCUGGAAGAGAUCUGCAAGGAGAGCUGUGCUCAGGUGGGCAGGCUGGAAUUGUGUCUGAAGAAAACAGCAAAAUGACAGAGCCCCCAAAGGAAGAGGCCCAAGGAAAGAAUGGAGUGACUCAAGCUCAGAAAGAAGAGCAAGAAAAUGUUCCUGCUAAGGCACAGGAAACAAACCAGUCACAGAGCACAGAGGUAGAACCAAUAGACCUGUUGGCAUUCAACUCUGCUGCUGAACUGGAAGCCCUGGGUUUAGAGAAACUGAAGAUGGGAUUGAUGUCUUUGGGACUGAAAUGUGGAGGCACUUUGAAGGAAAGAGCAGCAAGGCUUUUUUCAGUGAGAGGUCUGUCUAGAGACCAGAUCAAGCCAUCCCUGUUUGCAAAGCCCCCUAAGGGAAAAACCUCUGGUUAGAUUUGGAAAUAUUUACCUUUUUUUGCAUGUGUAUUUGAUGUCGUUAAAUAAAAGCUCUUGGUAUCCUUUCAA